Molecule: messenger RNA, 1769 nt
Organism: Morus notabilis
Lineage: Eukaryota; Viridiplantae; Streptophyta; Magnoliopsida; Rosales; Moraceae
Product: serine/arginine-rich splicing factor RS40
Exons: 6
Coding region: 893-1621 (242 amino acids)
Biological process (GO): mRNA splicing, via spliceosome
Cellular component (GO): nuclear speck
Molecular function (GO): RNA binding
Source: RefSeq, a predicted model, not a curated record
UCUCUAUGACUUAAUAAAGACAAUGUUAUUUGUUCUGGUGUUCACAUUGGAUGCUCAAGUUUCAUUUGCCGUUGAUUUGUUUUUAGUUAUCUUGUUUUUGUUGAAUGGAGUUGUUACUUUGUGGAUUUCGGAGCUGUUGUAAAGUUCUUUUUGUGGUUUCUGCCAUAAGUUGAACACUUUGCAAAUCCGAAUUGAAAGAGGUUGUUUUUGAGCUUAUAUAUGCCCUGUUCAAAUUAUACGGAUUGGUGGUUUUCAAGUUCGUGUUGUCUAGCAAAGCUUCUGGGAUCGAUGCUUUCAGUUUCAGAUGAAGGGAGUUGCAAAUCCGUAUUGCUUCAGCAACUAAGCAUUCAGAGUACAAGUUCCGGGAAAAUGACGCAGAAUUGCAGAAAGCCUUGGAAACAUUUUGGAGCUUAAUAACAUGGGCAUUUCAUCUUAUGUUGAGUCAUAGUGGGAUUCUGAAAGUAAAAAUAUUGUGUACAACCAUUGAAACUUACUCAUAUGAGACAUAACUUAUUGACCCUUGUCACCCUUCUGCCUAGUAGCAAAUUAUAACCACAAUGAUCUGGUUUAUGAUUAUUGAUCCCUAGUACUUCAAAUAGAGAUUAUUUGAUGACUUGCCGUUUUAGGGAGGAUUGCUCUCGGAAGUUUUGACCCACAGAAGUUUUAGGGAGGAUUGCUCACAGAAGUUUUAACCCACACCCACUUUUAUUGAUAGAUGUGGGAAAGGGAUUACUUGGAACUUCCUUGUUCCUCUUGGAUGGGUGUGCUUCUCUGCAUUUCUUUUCUAGCAUGUGCCCAAGCUUCAUCUUCUUGUAUUUUCCCAGAAGAUUAGUCUGAUCUGCCCUAGUCCCGCCAUACCACAUUCCCUCAGACCAUUGCUUUUUCAUUCCUCAUGACUUUUGCUCAGUGUUCAAUUUCCGACAUGUUUCAACAUUGUAACAUCAUGAUAUUGCAGCCAGUGGCAGGAUUUGCUUUUGUCUAUAUGGAGGAUGAGCGAGAUGCUGAGUAUGCAAUUAGAAGACUUGACAGGACAGAAUUUGGUAGAAAAGGGCGUCGACUUCGUGUGGAGUGGACUAAGCAAGAACGUGGGAGAAGGUCUGGAGAUUCAAGAUCUUCAGCUAACACUAAACCUUCAAAAACCUUGUUUGUCAUUAAUUUUGAUCCAGUUCAUACUAAGACAAGAGAUUUGGAGAGGCACUUUGAUCAAUAUGGGAAAAUACUAAAUGUAAGGAUCAGAAGGAACUUUGCGUUCGUUCAGUUUGAAUCGCAGGAUGAAGCUACCAAAGCGCUAGAUGGAACAAACAUGAGCAAGUUAAUGGAUCGAGUUAUUUCCGUUGAAUAUGCUGUUCGUGAUGAUGACGAUAGAAGAAAUGGGCACAGUCCUGAUCAGAGAGGUCGUGAUAUAUCUACUGAUAGAGGCUACGAUCGUGGCCGUGGGCGAUCCCGUAGUCCACACCUUAGAGAUAGGACUAGUCCUGACUAUGGCCGUGGAUCUCAUCCAAAUUCCAGACCUCAACCGAGAGGAAGUCCCAGUUAUGAUAGAGCUACAAGUCCAGAUGAUGGUAGAUAUGACAGCCCGUCGCCACUGCCAUUUACAAGGGAAAAAUCACGGUCCAUGUAGCGUGACAAAGUUUUAUUGUAGUGCUUGGUAGGUUUUAUAUUCUGCGGUUGACAUUCUAAAUCUUGUUUGUUUGACUUGUUGGUAAGUCUAAACUCUCAGGUGAUGAAUUUGAAUCUUAAUGCACCUUUGAAUCACGAAGUUUUUAAUC